Molecule: messenger RNA, 1893 nt
Organism: Colletotrichum graminicola M1.001
Lineage: Eukaryota; Fungi; Ascomycota; Sordariomycetes; Glomerellales; Glomerellaceae
Exons: 2
Coding region: 1-1893 (630 amino acids)
Biological process (GO): intra-Golgi vesicle-mediated transport
Cellular component (GO): TRAPPII protein complex; trans-Golgi network
Source: RefSeq, a predicted model, not a curated record
AUGGCUAUAAACGAACAAAUACGAGAGCCCACCGCUGUGGCAAAUUUCAUUGAAAAUGCUUUCCUCACAUACUUCAUCCCGGAGGCAACAAACCUCGAUCUCGAAGAAGCAUUCAAGGGUGUCGACGACACCAAAGCACUGUUUGAAUCCAUCAAGCGGAGGGAUACACUCUAUUUCGAUGAGACCAUCGACGUGCUCCUAGUUCUGAGAGUGCCUCUCGUUGACGAAAAGACGCUGCGUUCCCACUUCAGCAGGCUGGUAAUUCAACUAGAGACCCAGAUCGUCAACAGCCAUGCCUCGGACCGUGAGAAGCCCUCAAUGGACAUCAUCUUCCAGGGAACCGUCAAUGACACAUCGGACCCCUUCAUCGUUGUGGAUCAACCCGAAGUCGAGGAGGAUGAAGACCCCUCCGCCGAAAAGGACGAGAACGCUGUCAAUCGCAACGGCCACAGGAGAGAGCCCCACAUGUACGCCGUAUGGAAGCUCCCCGUCUUCCUCGCCCGGCCGCGCAUCCGUCUUCAGGGUCCCUUUGCUAUCUUCACGGCCACCGCCGGGAUUAGGCCCGCAUCCGCCGGGACCUCGGGCUCUGCCACUCCUCUCUCCCCCAACUUUCCCAUUGGCGGCGGCAGCGGCGCGGGCUACCUACAAUCCGGCGUGCCCUCGGGCUUGAACCUCCUAGAGCCCUUCACGAACGACCCGGCGCUCGGCGGCGUCGUCCCGCGCCUCUCGGCCCUCCGUGUCUCUCGCGUCGCCCCCAUGACCCAAUCAAAGGACACCACCCGGCCUCUCCGUGCCCUUUCCCAGCUCCGCGUCCGCAUCUACCCUGCCGUACACACGCGCGUCCGCUUCUCUCGCCCAAACACCAUGCCCACGAGCCCAGCCCUAGUCGCCCUGCUCGAAAUCGACUUCACCCCCUACUUCGAGUGCCCCAUUGACCUGACCAGCAUUACCCUCUCCAUCGCCGACGGCGGCGUCGUCGACGACCUCAGCGGGCCCGCAGGUCUCGCCCUCCCCAUGACCUGUGUAUCGCACGACCACGUCACAUUCCUCUACCGCCUCUCCCCGCAGCAGCUCGAUCUUCCUUCCAAAAACCCCAGCCGCGACCUCGACAUCCACGUCGAGGCCGUCAUCCAGAAGAACCCGGGCAUCUGCACCCCGCGCCUCAGCAUGACCUGGGCCACCACCCUCGACUUCACCCUCCCCGUUAACCCGGGCUUUAACGCCGCCAUGCAGCCGAUGCAGCCCAUUCAGCGCUCCCACCGUCCCUCGCAGCUCUCCAUCAGCGGCAUGGAGGCGGCCCAGUCGCUCGUUGCACCCGCCGUCUCCCGACCGGACUCUCUUCCCGCGCUCGAGGCCGCCACCCGCACCGUCGAAGCCCCGCUGCCUGAACUUGGCAUUACCAUGACCUUCUGCGGUCCGACGGAGCCUGUCUAUGCGGGCGAGGUCUUCUCCUGGACCGUCUACGUCGUGAACCGCAGCACGGAGAAGGCCAACAACCCGGGCGUUCCGCCGCGCAAGCUCGCCCUCGUGGCACUCUCGAAGCGUAGGCGCAACGAGGUCCGCCUCAUACGGCCGCCCUCGACGAGCGGCAAGGGCAAGACGGCCGCCGAUGCCAGGGAGCUUGCCGACGCCGUGCUGGACGAGAACGUCCUGCACGCCAUGCAGCACAACUCGGCCGUGGAUGCGACCGAGGUCGUCUGCCUGACGGCCGACACGAGGGUCGGACCGCUUGCGCCCGGGGCUUGCCACGUUGUAGACCUCCAGUUCCUUCCCCUGAAGGAAGGCCUCGUCAGCAUCGAAGCCGUAAGGGUUAUCGACCUGGGUUCACAGGAGCACGUAGACGUCAAGGACCUGCCCGUUAUGUUUAUAGAAAAGAGACCCGAGGGGCAAUAG